AUGUAUCCUCAAAUCCAGACCGUGCAGACGCCUCCUCCAAGCCCGGACUCUUUACGCGCCACCGCUCUAGCUCCGGGACAGCGUUUGAUUGUUGUGUCGAACAGACUACCCGUCACCGUGGAGAGAAAUGACGCCAGGGGAUACAGUCUGAAGGAGUCGUCCGGGGGACUCGCGACAGGGAUGAGUGGUGUCAAACGCGAGUUCGAAAUGCUCUGGUACGGCUGGCCAGGCAUCGAGGUACCGUCGGAUGAGGAGUCUGAGAUCUCUCACGUGUUAAGGCAGAAACAUGGCGCAGUCCCAAUUUUCCUGCAAGACAGUAUAGCUGACGCUUAUUACAACGGGUUUUCAAAUUCGGCCCUUUGGCCUCUCCUCCACUAUCAACCUAACGCAUUUCAAUUCCAUCAAAGUGAAUGGAAGGCGUAUUGGGAAGUCAAUCAAAUUUUCGCUCAGAGACUUGCUGCCGAUGUUUCAGACGGAGACCUUGUCUGGAUUCACGAUUACCAUCUUAUGCUGCUACCCCGAAUGCUUUCGGAAGCAGCCAUGAAGUUAGGUAAAAGACUCACGAUUGGUUUCUUCUUGCACACACCCUUUCCCUGUGGAGAUAUGUUUAAAGUUCUCCCGGUAUGGGAUGUCAUCCUCGAAGGUCUUGUACAUUGCAAGAUGCUCGGUUUUCAUACCCUUCAAUACGCUCAAAACUUUGCUCGAACCUGCUGCGACGAUUUGAACUUUAAGCAGUUUCCUGAUGGCAUUGAGAGGUUGAACACUUUUGUCGGGCUUGGAGUGUAUCCCAUUGGGAUAGACGUACCCAAGUUCCUCGAGUGCAUGGAAAGCGAGUCUAUGAUGGAACAGGUUAGAGAGUUUCGAAGGAAGUACGAUGUCUGCAAACUCAUCAUUGGCGUCGACCGUCUUGACUACACCAAAGGGAUUCCGCAGAAGAUCAUGUCCUUUGAACGUUUCUUGGACCUCAACCCUCGAUUUAUAGGGCAGAUCAGUAUGAUCCAGGUCGCUGUCCCGAGCAGGGAGAGUGUGCAAGAAUACAAGGAGCUUGCGAAAGCUCUCUACUACCAGGUGGAGGCCUUGAACAAGAAAUACGGAUCCAACGACUACAAACCGGUUCACCUGCUACAACAAAGCGUGCCAUUUGAACAGCUGAUGACUAUGUAUGCUGCUUCAGACGUCUGCUUUGUCUCAUCUAUCCGCGACGGAAUGAAUCUCGUCUCCUACGAGUACGUGGCUACUCAGAGGGAUAGAAAAGGUGUCCUUCUCCUUUCAGAGUUUGCCGGUGCCGCCGGGCAGUUGCGAGGAAGUGUCACUUUCAAUCCCUGGGACAUCGAUGGCACGGCUGUUGCCUUAACUCGGGCAGUUACCAUGGGGCUAGAAGAACGCCGUGCCAAUCAGAAAAGAUCCGAGGAUUAUGUGCUUCGAAACUCCAGUGCGGUGUGGAGCAAGUCUUUCAUAUCAGAUCUCACAUCCCUAGGUUCCAGACUCUCAAUUCGUUGA
Molecule: messenger RNA, 1500 nt
Organism: Exophiala spinifera
Lineage: Eukaryota; Fungi; Ascomycota; Eurotiomycetes; Chaetothyriales; Herpotrichiellaceae
Product: alpha,alpha-trehalose-phosphate synthase (UDP-forming)
Exons: 5
Coding region: 1-1500 (499 amino acids)
Biological process (GO): cellular response to heat; trehalose biosynthetic process
Cellular component (GO): cytosol; alpha,alpha-trehalose-phosphate synthase complex (UDP-forming)
Molecular function (GO): catalytic activity
Source: RefSeq, a predicted model, not a curated record